This is a messenger RNA of Strigops habroptila (Kakapo), 2004 nucleotides long. It is a transcript of the gene METTL25B, whose product is annotated as ribosomal RNA adenine dimethylase domain containing 1. The transcript has 7 exons. The record is from RefSeq and is a predicted model, not a curated record. Gene Ontology annotation, molecular function: rRNA (adenine-N6,N6-)-dimethyltransferase activity. Gene Ontology annotation, biological process: rRNA modification. The coding region runs from base 1 to 1965 and encodes 654 amino acids. Lineage: Eukaryota; Metazoa; Chordata; Aves; Psittaciformes; Psittacidae.
AUGCUGCAGCGGGCCAGGGCGCUGCGGCGCCCGCCGGGGCCCGUACCCACCAUCUCGCAGUCGAUCGCCACCGCCGGGCCGCUGGGGGGCGCUGCGGGGCCGCUCCCGCUCCCGCCGCUGCCUUUGGCGCGGGCGGGCGCCGGCCCCCGCCGCUCCGCGCGCCGCCGCUGCAGGAAGCGCCGGUGCUUCCGGUUGCCGCGCGGGGCCGCGCGGGGCCGCGCCACGUGCGCCGCGUGCACGUUGAGGAUCAGGUCGGACAUCGCGGGGGGGGGAGGGGAGCGGGGGGGGGGAGGAACCGGGACCCCCCCGGAGCCGGCACCGGCGGCCGCGGCACGAGGCGGGGUAACCGGCGGAAGUGACGCGAUAGCCCGGCGGGAAGGCGCGGAUGGAGGCGGGCGGUUCCCCCAUGGCCGCCCCCCCCCCAUGGGGCUCUGCAGUGGGAGCAGCAGCGAGCAGCCGACAUCGUCCGGCUGCUGUCUCUGUACCGGCCCCUGCUCGACGCCUGCGUCAUCGAUUUCUUCGCCGAGGGGCUGUGGGCGCAGCUCCCCCCCCCCAUGGCAGGCAGCCCUGGCCUCGGCCGCCCCCCCGCAGCUCGCCCGCCUCCUGGGGGGGCCCGAUCCGGGGGGGCCGGGGCCCCUCUGGCCGCUGUCCCUGUUGGCCUUCGCCGCCGCCUCCCGCGCCCUGUCCUUCCCGCGGGGCCCCCCCGGCGCCGCCGCGCGCCCCCCCUGCCAGAGCCGCCGCCUGCACCCGCUGCUGCGCCGCCACGUCAAGCCCAAGAAGCAGCACGAGAUCCGGCGCCUGGGAAACCUCCUGCAGCGCCUGAGCCAGGCCACCGGCUGCACGCACGUGGUGGACGUCGGAGCGGGGCAGGGCCACCUCUCGCGGUUCCUGGCCUUCGGCCUCGGUUUCUCCGUCACGGCGGUGGAGGGUGACGGCCGCUUGGCCGGAGCCGCCGAGCGCUUCGACCGGGAGCUGCUGCGGGAGCUGCACAAAACGGGGGGCACCGGCCCCGAGCGGCCCCCCCGGCGCCGCCCCCCCCCCCAGCCCCGCUCCCCGCUCACCCCCCGGGGCCCACAGCACGUUCCGGGCCGCUUGGACCCGCUGCUUCCAUGGGGGGAAUUCCUGUUACCCCCCAACCCACCCGCUCCUGCUGCCCGGAACCCCUUGGGGGGCCCGGGGGGGGCAACGGACGGGCAGCGGGUGCUGGUGACGGGGCUCCACGCCUGCGGGGACCUGAGCCCGGCGCUGCUGCGCCACUUCGCCCGCAGCCCCGCGGUGGCCGCCGUGGCCUCGGUGGGCUGCUGCUACAUGAAGCUCUCGACCCCCCCGCACCCCCCCGGGUACCCGCUCAGCUCCUGGGUCUCCGCUUUACCGGGCCAUGAGCUCUCGUACCGGGCGCGGGAGAGCGCCUGCCACGCGCUGGAGCAGUACCGGGGGCGCCUGGGGGGGGGCAGCCCCCGCCUGCGGGCGCAUUGCUACCGGGCUGUGCUCGAGACCCUCAUCCGGGGGGCCCGGCCCGGCCUCAGGCGCCCCGGGGUGCAGACCGUGAAGAAGGCGCAUGCCCUCAGCUUCCCGCAAUACGCCCGCCUGGGGCUGCCCCGCGUGGGGCUGGAUCCCGCCAGCAUCCCGCUGGAUUCGGCCGCGGUCGGGACCAUGCUGGAGCAGCAGCACCAGGUCGUGGCCUUCUUCAGCCUCACGCUGCUGCUGGCGCCGCUGGUGGAGACCCUCAUCCUCCUCGACCGGCUGCUCUACCUGCGGGAGCGCGGCUUCCACUGCGCCCUCGUGCCCCUCUUCGACCCCCGGUUCUCCCCACGGAACCUGGUGCUGGUGGCCGCGCGCUGCCCCCUGGGCACGGUGCUGGCGGGGCUGGAGGAGGAGGAGGAGGAAGGCAGCGAGGAUGAAGCUGAGCCCCCCCCAGCGGGACAGAGCCCCCCGAACCCCAGCACCGGGCACCGGCCGCAAUAAACCCAUCAUCAGUGGCUGCACCAAAGCACCACGGGGCAA